AUGUCUCACGUUGACAAGAAGCAAAAGACCAGUAACUCUUUGGAGCAGUUGAAGGCAUCCGGUACCGUUGUUGUGUCUGACACUGGUGACUUUGAAUCUAUUGCCAGAUACACACCACAAGAUGCCACGACGAACCCAUCUUUGAUCUUGGCCGCUGCCAAGAAGGAGAACUACGCAAAGUUGAUAGACUCUGCCAUCCAGUACGGUAAGAAGCACGGUAAGAGCGUGGAAGAAAAAACCGAGCAGGCCGUUGACGCGCUUUUAGUUGAGUUCGGGAAGGAAAUUCUGAAGAUCGUUCCAGGAAGAGUGUCUACUGAGGUCGACGCCAGGUUGUCUUUUGACAAGGAUGCCACGAUCGAAAAGGCCUUACACAUCAUCAAGUUGUACGAAGACAGUGGUAUUUCCAAGGAAAGAGUGUUGAUCAAGAUCGCCUCUACUUGGGAAGGUAUCCAAGCGGCCAAGGAGCUAGAGGAGAAGCAUGGCAUCCACGUGAACUUGACGUUGUUGUUCUCGUUCGCCCAAGCCGUUGCUGCCGCGGAGGCCAAGGUCACUUUGAUUUCGCCUUUCGUCGGUAGAAUCCUGGACUGGUACAAGGCCAACGAGAAGAAGGAGUACACGGCGGAGACUGACCCUGGUGUCAUUUCCGUCAGAAAGAUCUUUAACUACUACAAGAAACACGGUUACAACACCAUUGUCAUGGGUGCAUCAUUCAGAAACGUUGGCGAAAUUCAAGCUUUGGCCGGUUGCGACUUCUUGACCAUUUCUCCAAAACUACUGGAGGAGCUUUACAACUCUCAGGACAAGGUUCCAAAAGUUCUGGACGCUGAAGCGGCCAAGGCUGAAGGUGAAGAAAAGGUGUCUUACAUCUCUGACGAGCCAGCUUUCAGAUUCGCCUUGAACGAAGACGCCAUGGCCACUGACAAGCUAGCGGAUGGUAUCAGAAAGUUCUCUGCCGACAUUGUCACUUUGUUCGAUUUGAUUGAAAAGAAAAUCCAAGCUUAA
This is a messenger RNA of Lachancea mirantina, 1002 nucleotides long. The record is from the annotation of a GenBank genome assembly. Lineage: Eukaryota; Fungi; Ascomycota; Saccharomycetes; Saccharomycetales; Saccharomycetaceae.